Ictidomys tridecemlineatus (thirteen-lined ground squirrel) is the source of this 2514-nucleotide messenger RNA. RefSeq names its product zinc finger protein 133 (gene Znf133). NCBI's taxonomy places the organism in Eukaryota, Metazoa, Chordata, Mammalia, Rodentia, Sciuridae. The record is from RefSeq and is a predicted model, not a curated record. Gene Ontology annotation, biological process: regulation of transcription by RNA polymerase II. Gene Ontology annotation, cellular component: nucleus. Gene Ontology annotation, molecular function: RNA polymerase II cis-regulatory region sequence-specific DNA binding; DNA-binding transcription activator activity, RNA polymerase II-specific.
GGUGUGGUUCCCCACCCCCACCCCGCCCCCGCCACGCCGAGGAUUCUGGGUGGUGUAGUCCCGACGCCCUGAUGAAGAAGAGCCCCAGCCGGUGGCUGGAGAGACCCCUUGUUCUUUGGUGGCGCUGCAGGUCCAUUCCUGAUACAACAGGUGCUACCCUGUUGCAGCUUAAGGAUUUCCACCAACUUUCCUGAAUGCUUUUUAUUCUUGUUCUGCCUCAUGUGACCCCUGGCUGCCUAGAGAAGACUGCCUGGUGGGGAAAGGAAGGACUCCUGGGCUCCUGACUGCUCAGCUUCAGAUCUACCUUCUGAAUAUCAUCCUUCUUUAGGGAGUCCAGGAAAAGUGGCCACAGGGUCCCGGAGAGCAAGGGGAAUGGCACAUAUGGCAUUCAGGGAUGUGGCUGUGGAUUUCUCCCAGGAGGAGUGGAGCCUGCUGAGCCCUGCUCAGAGGUCUCUGUACAAGGAGGUGAUGCUGGAGAACUAUAGCAACUUGGUCUCUCUGGGAAUUCCAUUUUCUAAACCAAAACUCAUCACCCAGCUUGAGCAAGGGAAAGAAACAUGGAGGGAAGAAAGAAAAUGUCUAUUGUCUACCUGUCCAGCAGAAGCAAAGCCAGAACUCCAGCCCGGUCCGUUGUGCCCUCCGGAUUUCUCCAGUCAGAAAUUCCCUGUGCAGCAGGUGCUGUGUAAUCAUCCCCCCUGGAUCUUCACGUGCUUGUGUGCAGAAAGUCAUGCUGAGCCUGGGGAUCCAUGCCUGGAGGACCAGACGCAGCAGCAGCAAGCCUCUGAUGGAAGCUCCUGGAGUGAUCAGGCAGAAGGCCAGGAGAGAGGAGGGACCAAGCCUUUGUUUGGUAGGAUAAAAAAAAGGUCUUUGGGAGCUUUUUCCAAGCCACCCCAAAAGCAGCCAGUCAGCUCUCAGAAUGGCAUGAGAGGGGUAGAAAUGGAGGCCAGCCCAGCUCAGACAGGGAACCCUGAGGAAACAGACAAAUUGCUGAAGAGGAUAGAAGUUCUUGGAUUUGGAACCAUCAACUGUGGAGAGUGUGGACUGGGCUUCAGCAAGAUGACAAACCUCCUUAGUCACCAGAGGAUACACUCAGGGGAGAAGCCUUAUGUGUGUGGCGUGUGUGAAAAAGGCUUCAGUCUAAAGAAAAGCCUUGCCAGACACCAGAAGGCACACUCUGGAGAGAAACCCAUCGUGUGCAGGGAGUGUGGACGUGGUUUCAACCGGAAGUCAACCCUCAUCAUUCAUGAGAGGACACACUCGGGUGAGAAGCCUUAUAUGUGCAGUGAGUGUGGGCGAGGCUUUAGUCAGAAGUCAAACCUCAUCAUACACCAGAGGACACACUCAGGGGAGAAGCCUUAUGUGUGCCGGGAGUGUGGCAAAGGCUUUAGCCAAAAGUCAGCUGUCGUUAGACAUCAGAGGACGCACCUAGAGGAGAAGACUAUCGUGUGCAGUGACUGUGGCCUUGGCUUCAGUGAUAGGUCAAACCUCAUCUCCCACCAGCGGACACACUCGGGGGAGAAGCCUUAUGCCUGUAAGGAGUGUGGGCGAUGCUUCAGGCAGAGGACCACCCUUGUCAACCACCAGAGGACACACUCAAAGGAGAAGCCUUACGUGUGUGGGGUGUGUGGGCACAGCUUUAGCCAGAACUCCACCCUCAUCUCUCACAGGAGGACGCACACGGGGGAGAAGCCGUAUGUGUGUGGGGUGUGUGGGCGAGGCUUCAGUCUGAAGUCACACCUCAACAGACACCAGAACAUUCACUCAGGGGAGAAGCCAAUCGUGUGCAAGGAUUGUGGUCGAGGUUUCAGCCAGCAAUCAAAUCUCAUCAGACACCAGAGGACACACUCAGGGGAAAAGCCCAUGGUAUGUGAGGAGUGUGGGCGAGGCUUCAGCCAGAAGUCCAAUCUCGUUGCACACCAAAGGACACACUCAGGGGAAAGGCCGUAUGUGUGCCGGGAGUGCGGGCGAGGCUUCAGUCACCAGGCAGGGCUUAUUAGGCACAGGAGGAAGCACUCGAGGGAGAAGCCUUACAUGUGCAGGCAGUGUGGACUAGGUUUCAGCAAUAAGUCGGCCUUGAUCACACAUAAGCAGGUACACUCAGAAGAGAAGGCUUCUGUGUGCCGAGAGUGCGGCCAAGGCUUUAUCCUGAAGUCACACCUCAUAUCCCAUCAGAUGGCACACAAGGGGGAGAAACCUUAUAUGUGCAAGGCCUGCGGGCAAGGCUUCAGGCAGAAAUCUCAUCUCAAGAGACACAGGAAGUGCAUCCACCACAAACCGACACUCCAGCCCACCUCCGAGCCCCGCUUGGGGCAAUCUGAUCCCUUGUAUUCCCUUUGAAAGUGAAGAUGGUGGAGAGACUAAUGGUCAAAAUCUUUACACUUCCAUGUAAUGGAGUCGGAAAAUGCAUUCCAUAAGUGACCAGAGGACAUUAAUUUAGUGUACUUUCUCCCCAGUAAAUCUCCAUGUUUUGUGGCCUUUUGUUCUAAUAAACUUUGCUUCUUUAUAAAUCUGGAA